CUUUUUGACAGCCUUGAGUGCUCUAGAUUUCUACCAUAUCCAACUGGGAGAAUCAAACACUCGUCGCCCCGCCAAACAUGGCAGACAAAAAAGACAUCAAGUAGGCGCCAGUCUCUCCAAAUUCUGAUCGUAUUAUGCGGCGAAUUCAAAGCUAAAAAAACGCACCAACUAGAAAAGAGGUUACAGCCGCAACCAACCCACGAGGCAUUCCUUAUGCGCCGUUUGUCGACAAAGUUGAAGACUAUGUUACCUCCCGCGCAGAUGUCGAAUCAACCCUGAAGAAAUUCCAGGAAAUGAUUUCGUACGUUUUCGAGUCUCAGCUGGGAAACACGAGCUCAUACACGAGUUAGGAAAUAUCAGUUUAUGGAAACGAAUAAACAGCGAGCGGCAGUUGGACACACGGAGAAAAUACCGGACAUCCAAAAGACACUCGAUAUGGUACAAUUUCUAAAGACAAGAAAAGUAAGAUGGGGCUGCCUCAGUAAGGUAGCAGGACUGAUCCUUUGGUAGCCUGGUUCGGAACCAAUAGAAACAACCUUCGAACUGAACGACACUCUUCUCGCAAAGGCAAAUAUACCACCAACAAAUGAAGUCUAUUUAUGGCUGGGGGUUUGUUAUAUCAUACCACAAAAGACUGGGGCACACCGGGGUCUAACAAGAUCUAGGCCAAUGUGAUGCUUUCAUAUCCUAUCAACGAGGCAGAAGAAUUGCUCACGACAAGGUUAGCUACUGCUAAGCAGAACCUGAAAAAUUGCGAGGAAGAUCUUGAUUUCCUGCGGGAACAAAUUACCGUGAGUUCUUGAGCGUCGUCUGUUCUCCAAGAUUUUGGACACUAACACAUUUCAGACAAUGGAAGUCGCCACAGCACGAGUGUAUAACUGGGAUGUUACGAUGAGAAGAAAAGAGAAGCCCGAAGAGGCAAUAUCAGGUGGAAAGAGUGGUUCUCCCAAUGGUUGAAGAUUUCAAUUCUUGGUCAACUAGAAACUACAAAAAAUAGGCGUGCCAGAGAGGAAUAUCUGAAUUCGCAAAACCGGGAUAUUUUGUGUGUGUGACCGCGGGGUACAGUAUGGGGAACAAUGUUGGUGGCCGCAACACGUAGUAAAAGUAUACUGGACUUCAUCUAAUGGACAAACACAAGAUGCAUUUUAUGUGAAUGGCACAAUAAUACAUUUAUACAGACUUUCCACAGUA
Messenger RNA from Hymenoscyphus albidus, 1191 nucleotides. The record is from the annotation of a GenBank genome assembly. Lineage: Eukaryota; Fungi; Ascomycota; Leotiomycetes; Helotiales; Helotiaceae.